UUGCCAUGUUGAGUUGGGUAUAUGGUCCCAUAAAAAUCUAACCAUGUCUGCAGACUCUGUGAAGCUGCUUGGGUGUUGGGCAAGUCCUGCUGCUCUCAGAGUCAAGUGGACUCUAAAACUGAAAGAAAUUGAGUACCAGUAUGUUGAAGAAGACCUCCAAAACAAAAGUCCCCUGCUCUUGCACUACAACCCUGUGCACAAAAAAAUACCAGUUCUUGUGCAUGAUGGUAAGCCGGUGGCGGAGUCGCUGAUUAUACUCGAAUACAUUGAAGAAACAUGGAUGCAAAAUCCAAUCCUGCCAGAAGAUCCCUACGAACGAGCUCAGGCACGCUUCUGGGCAAAAUUUGUUGAAGAAAAGUGUGGGCCAUCAAUUAUGAGUGCAUUCACCAAGAAAGGGGAGGAGAAAGAGAAGGGUGCAAAAGAAGCAAGAGAGAAUCUUAAGAUCCUGGAAAGUGGACUUGGGGGAAAGCAGUUUUUCGGAGGUGAAAGCAUAGGCUUUGUGGACAUAGCUGCUGGGUGGAUUGGAUUGUGGGCUAGAAUAGUCGAGGAGAUUGCAGAGGUAAACCUGAUUGAUACCGAGACCAUGCCACUGCUCAACGCUUGGUUUGGAAGAGUUCUUGAGUUUCCCAUUCUUAAAGAAUGCCUGCCACCUCAAGAUAUAUUGCUGGAGCACAGCCGAGGCUUUCACAAGAUUUUGACUGCAGCAUCGAGUUGAAGUCUUUGCCACCAUCUCUGACUGGUUCCUGCAUAUUUUAUCAUCCUUUCAUUCACAAAAAUGGUUAAUAUACGAACCAUUUAUGUACGAGGAAUAAAAUGGGCUUCAGCUCAAUUCAUGAUAUCAUAUAUAAAAAACUUGGUAAAACACAUGUGAAAA
Prunus persica (peach) is the source of this 874-nucleotide messenger RNA. RefSeq names its product glutathione transferase GST 23. Bases 44 to 715 code for a protein of 223 amino acids. Gene Ontology annotation, cellular component: cytoplasm. Gene Ontology annotation, molecular function: glutathione transferase activity. The transcript is spliced from 2 exons. The record is from RefSeq and is a predicted model, not a curated record. Gene Ontology annotation, biological process: glutathione metabolic process. NCBI's taxonomy places the organism in Eukaryota, Viridiplantae, Streptophyta, Magnoliopsida, Rosales, Rosaceae.